UCGAGAGUGUCGAAAAUGUAAAAAAUAAAGCUACCAAAAGAUUUUUGAAAGGUAAAGGUGAAUCUCGCGCGUGAUUGGACAGAAAGCGAGGCUACGUUUGUCUUUGGUCACGUGAUUUCUACAUUCCCCGGUGCCUCCGAGCAAAUGUUACUAAGUAACUUACAUACGAGUUGAAAGGAGCGGCGCGAGGACCGUCUGCUCUUUGAUGAAGCCGCAGCAAUGCUAAGCGUAGAGCAGAGAAACUUCAGCUAAAGCAUCGAUCUCAUCAGGCUGCUGUCGAUCUGAUACUAAUAUCAGCGUCUGUAUUGAUACUAUCGAUUUUAGGAUCGAUCCGCUCACACCUGUCGUGAAGGUUUCGCGCUGAAAUACCCGAGAAUGAGCAGAUGGCCUGUCAGUAAUGACCUGAAGCUGGACUCAUGAUACAGUCCUUCCAGAGAACUGACUUCACAGCUGUGCUUUACAUGCUGAGAGCCAAUGGAUCCAUGGCAAGAUCCCGCUGGGAGACCUGAGGAUCCUGUGUUUCAGGGAUGGGAUGAUCCUGUCUUCUCAGAACAGGAAUAUCUGGAUUUAUACACAGCGCUUUCUGAAUCCGCAGCCGAUCAGAGGAAGCAGGAGCAGGUGAAGAAUGAGGAAACAGCUGGAACACCUGCUGGACCAGAGCUGAAACCACCUGUCACUCACAACAACGGCGUGAAGGUGAUGCUGACAGACGAUAAAACCGUGACACUGAGUAAUCAAGACGCUUGGAGCAUCACUUUAAUAGAUUCUGCACAAGGCAGUAACAGCAGAACUGCAUCGCUCUGCGAGUCAACAUCACAACUGCUAUCAGAAUACAGGCUCAAUCAUGACAAGUUCAGCUCGAGCGUGGUGUGGGCCCGUGUGGCCCCUGUGCACGAGUCUCUCCUGGAGUCCGCUGAGCUUCUCUUCCAUGUGUCCGUGCCCUGGCUGCCCGUGGAACUGCCGUACAGAAGCAGAUUAAACAGCACAGCCCAGGAGCUGAUGGAGGCGGUUCUGGUGACUCUAGAUCAUUCUUCCUCUGUCAGUGGACAAUACCUGAUGAAACUCUGCGACUCAGAGGAGUAUCUCAGAAGUGUUGUAUUUUUGGUGUUGUAUGAAGGAGUGGAGGUGUAUCAGAAGUUUGCUCUGGAUGUUCCAGUGAGGAUGGUGCUCAAGGACUCCGCUGACAAAACACUGACGCGAGAUGAGGAAGACGACUGGCAGAUGUUUCAUUUUAAUCAAGUCCUCGCUUCUGCUUGUGCAGUCAGCACUAUGAGGACGUCUCUGCAGGAGAAGCUGAGCAGCUACAGCCAGGCUGUAAACAAGCUCUUGAGAAGCUGGUGUGGUGUCGGUGGGAGGGAGGUUGCGGAGAGCGUUCAUGCCGUGUGUGAGCAGCUGUGUGGCGUCACUACAGUAGAUCUGGAGGAAGCCGUCGGCCGGAUCCAGCGCUUCGCUCCAGUCACACUGACUCCGGUCGAAAUGUGCGACUGUGAAACCGCUGUAGUCAUGCUCCAUCACGCUCUGCUGAAGCUGCUCCACAUUUUCUUCACAAACUUUGAUUUGGACUUCAGAGGACAGGAGGACCAUCCGAAUCCACCAGCAGCAGACGUCAAGCACUCCAGCUGCAUGCUGCAGGUCAACCUGACGUGUCUCUACAGACUGCUGCCCGGCUGGAUAAACAGUUACGAUCACUUGAGUGUGAGCUGCUCGCUCACAUACUGCGGCAGGAAUCUGACUGAACCUGUGCUGUCUGAGAACAUCAGCACGUCCCUGCAACUCAGCUGCAAGAUCCAGUGCAACCGUCUAUUGGUGUUUCCGGUUCCAGUACAGGAGCUUCCGUACGAGUCAAUGCUGACUUUUCAUCUGCUGGGCUCAAAACAGGCCAAAAACCCCGAGCUCCUGUGCUGGGCGGUCCUUCCUCUUUUUAACAACAGGACUCUGGUUCACGGCACGGUUCUGCUCAGUAUGUCCACACAGGUGCCUCCGGUCAGUCCUCCGUCACCGGCGCUGAGCGACGGCCAUCGACAGCCCACUGGAGUCAUUCUACAGAUUGAUUUCCCGGAGUCUGAGCAGUGGCGAUAUGAGCGAGCGGCGGCUCGGCCCGAAUCAGUCCUGGACUCAGCGCUGUGUGAAGAGCUGCAGAAGAGAGUGACAGAAGUGUGUCAGAAGCACAGCCUGUCGCUCAUGACUGAGAAUGAGAAGGCCUUCCUGUGGAGCAAGCGGCACAUCUGCAGCCGGAGGAACUCGUACCUGCACUUGGUUGUGGGCAGCGCGCCGCAGUGGAGACCUCAGAACCUGCCGGAAAUAUACUCGGUCCUGGAGCGCUGGAGCCCCGUGAGCGCUGAGGAAGCCCUGUUCCUCCUGAGUGAUGAGUUUCAUGACCAGCGCGUGCGGUCAGUGGCGGUCCAGUGUUUCCAGCAGAUGUGUGACAGUGAGCUGGAGGAGUUUCUGCCGCAGCUGGUGCAGGCUCUGAAGAUGGAGUGGGAAAUCGACGGGCCGUUGAUGAAGCUUCUGCUCUCAAGAUCGCUGCACUGCUUCCGUAUCGCUCAGCAGCUGUACUGGUUACUGGUGGACGCUCUGGACGACUGGCUCUAUAAGAGCUGGAUGAAUAAGGUUCUGUCUGCGCUGAAGCACUGCUGCGGUCGCGCUCUCAGACAGCAGCUUCAGCACCAGAGCAGAUUGGUGGAUCUUCUCACUCAAGUGGCAGAGAAAAUCCGCACCGCUGACAAGAACAAGAGAAAGGACGUGUUCAGCCGAGAGAGAUUGAAGAUUGUGAGCUUUUUUGCUGAUGGACAGCCCUGCAGGCUUCCGUUAGAUCCCGCGGUCGUGGUCAAAGAUGUGGAUAUUGAGUCUUUUAAGGUUUUUAAUUCAAACGCAGCGCCUGUGGAAGUGUCCUUCAUCACCGCUGACCCGCUGGGCCAGAAAUACAGCCUCAUCUGCAAAACCGGAGAUAACCUGCGGCAGGACAUGCUGGUGCUGCAGAUCGUCCGUCUUCUGGACCGCAUCUGGAGACAGGAGGGACUGGACAUGAGGAUGGUCACCUACAGAUGUAUUUCCACUGGACGAGAUCAAGGUUUGGUGGAAGUGGUGCGUGACGCGGUGACGCUGGCGAAGAUUCAUCAGGAGUGGGGUCUGUCUGGAGCGCUGAGGGAAGACACCUUAGAGAAAUGGUUCCAUAUGAGGAACAAGACCAAAGAGGACUACGAGAAGGCUGUAAUGAACUUCCUUCACUCCUGCGCCGGCUGGUGUGUGGCCACGUUCAUUCUGGGCAUCUGCGACCGCCACAACGACAACAUCAUGAUCAAACACAGCGGUCACAUGUUCCACAUCGACUUCGGCAAGAUCAUGGGCAACGCGCAGAAGUUCGGCAGCAUCAAGAGGGACCGGACGCCCUUCAUCUUCACGCCAGAGAUGCAGCGCUUCAUCACGGGCGGCGGCGAGAAUCCGCAGCGCUUCCACCGCUUCGUGGAGCUGUGCUGUGACGCGUACAACCGUCUGCGCAGACGCUCCGCUCUGGUGCUCGCGCUGCUGCAGCUGAUGCUGCCGGCCGGCUUGCCCGAGCUGAAGGACAUCCAGGACCUAAAAUACGUCCACAACAAACUGAGGCCUCAUGACUCGGAGCUGGAAGCCACUUCAUAUUUUACCAAAAAAAUUAAAGAGAGCAUGGAGAGCUUCCCAGUCAAAAUAAACUUCCUCAUCCACAAUAUGGUGCAGUUUUCCUCCACCAAACAUUCAGAAGCGCCGGCUAAGAGCCAGAUCUCCUCCAACACCAACAUUCAGGAGGCCGUGAUCCAGAAAUACACCGUCAACGGCAAAGAUGUGACGUACGAGCUGAAGGUGACCAUCGAGGACGGAUUCCUGGUGGUUCAGAAGAGCUUUGCUCAGUUUGAGAUGCUUCAUAAGCUCCUGCAGAAGCACUUCAUCGAGUCCACGCUGCCGAGGUUCCCGAGCUGGUUUAACAUGUCCUUCACACCGGGCAGGAAGAUGUCUCUGCUGAACAAGUACCUGAAGGAGCUGUUUGAAGGACCCUGCAAAGGGAACGAAUACGUCUGCAGCCUGUUUCUGGACGGACCAAACGCUGCGGUCAAGUCAGAGACAGACGCUCACCUCCGGCCGCAGAUUCAGCUCUACCUGUCUUAUAAAGACUACAAGUUAUCUGUGAUGAUAAAGCAUUUGAAAAAUAUUAGGCUGUCUAACGGCUCGUGUCCGGACGCAUAUGUGGUCACACGACUAAGACCCGACCCACAGGACAAGACCAAGAGGAAGACCAAAGUGGUCCGCAGCAAUGACAACCCCACGUUCAAUGAGCUGAUCGAGUACAGGAACGUGCUCAACCUCCACGGACACGUGCUGGAGGUGACGGUGAAGAGCAGGAAGACUUUUGUAGCGGCUACAAACGUGGUUCUGGGAGAGCGAGUCCUGGACCAGGAGAAGUGGUUUCCUCUGGGCUUCUCGGCCGUCUAAAGAUCAGCAUCACCGAAGCCCUCGAGUGAACGUGAAGGCUUUCACAGAAGCAGCAGCUGUGUGCUUCUGAUGGAGGAGAUCAGUAUUAAUGAAGGCCCGGUUCUGCUCCACUGUCACCUGAUGGAGUCUAGGUUUAAAGACACACUGUCAUGGUCUUAUUCUCUGUAGAGCUGUACUUCAAGUUAUAUUUGAAACUGAACUUGGUGACACUUACACUGGUUUUACUGUGAAGCUGCUUUGAGGCCAUUUUUAUCGUAUGAAGUGCUAUAUUAAUAAAACUUGAAAAAUAUAAAUGGGUUUUUUAGAUCUUAAAAAUCCAUUGAGCAGUUUCUGAAAUAUGAUGUAACCGUCAGCGGGAAGGUUUCGGGACAUGGCCUUUGAGGAGUUAAUGAUAUGGAGAAGACAUUGUAUCAUGUUUUAUGUAUAAAAAAAUAAAUAAAUAAAAGCAGUUUAUGUCUGAGCAUCAAA
This is a messenger RNA of Cyprinus carpio (common carp), 4929 nucleotides long. RefSeq names its product phosphatidylinositol-4-phosphate 3-kinase catalytic subunit type 2 gamma (gene pik3c2g). Gene Ontology annotation, molecular function: 1-phosphatidylinositol-4-phosphate 3-kinase activity; 1-phosphatidylinositol-3-kinase activity; phosphatidylinositol binding. Gene Ontology annotation, biological process: cell migration; phosphatidylinositol 3-kinase/protein kinase B signal transduction; phosphatidylinositol-mediated signaling. NCBI's taxonomy places the organism in Eukaryota, Metazoa, Chordata, Actinopteri, Cypriniformes, Cyprinidae. The record is from RefSeq and is a predicted model, not a curated record. Gene Ontology annotation, cellular component: cytoplasm; phosphatidylinositol 3-kinase complex; plasma membrane.